Molecule: messenger RNA, 2157 nt
Organism: Dermacentor andersoni
Lineage: Eukaryota; Metazoa; Arthropoda; Arachnida; Ixodida; Ixodidae
Product: endothelin-converting enzyme-like 1
Biological process (GO): protein processing
Cellular component (GO): plasma membrane
Molecular function (GO): metalloendopeptidase activity
Source: RefSeq, a predicted model, not a curated record
AUGGCUGCAGCCAUGCAGUCGCAGAUAUAUGUUGUAACCGAUAAUGCAGGCACCCUUACGGUCUUCUGUCGUCCUACGCAGACCACCGAGAACUGGCCCAGGCGGCUGCUCCGGCAGCGGGUGAUUCGGCUGACGUUCGCCUGCAGUUCGGUGUUCUGCUUGAUCGCAAGCGCUGUGGCCGCGGCCGUACUCGCCUACAGCGGCAACCUGCCCGGAUUUCGCAAGUUCCCGCUAAGAACCUGCGACUCUGCCGACUGCCUCCACGUGGCCGAAAUAAUCAGGGCUGCGGUCAACGCGUCGGUCGACCCGUGCCACGACUUCUACGAGUACGUCUGCGGCUCCUACGGUGACGUGGCCACGGUAGACCAGAUUAUGGCGGUGUCUCUACGCACGGACAGCAUCUUCAGGGCAGUGCUGAGCGCCUCACUGGCCAACAGGACUACGCCGCCAGUGUCUUCGGCUGGCCGCAAGGCUAACGCCCUCUACAAAUCCUGCCUAGAUGUAGUUGCCAAGAAGCAGAAGGACCUGCCUGUACUCAUGAGGUUUCUGGGCACCCACGGCUUGGAACUGAGCUCAUUGGACGCAAAAGAAAGUGCCCUGGAAGUCAUAUUCCGGCUGUACUUCCAGUAUGGCAUCACGGCGGUCUUCGCGUUCAACCUGGCCGAGUUCAUAACGAGGAACUCCAAGCGCGAGCUUCUGCUCCGAAUCGACAAAAACCUGGAGGCAUGGUAUAACUAUCGCUCGAAGUUGAUACAAACGAACUCUAUCAGGUACUUUAUGACCGCGUUCUUGAGACAAUACGGAGACAAAUUGAGCACGAUCAUGGGGACUAUUUACGCUACGGAGACCAAGGCUCACAUUGCGUUGCGGCAGCUCUCCGCCCGCUUCGGUCGGAACACCUCCAAUUUCUACUCGGUGCUAAUUAGCUACAUUGGCACUCUCACGCCAAAUACGGUGACGCGCGAGGAAUGGACGCGCUUGAUGCUGAAGUACGCCGGCACCCUGUACACGGCCAACGACCGGAUCCUCGUGGAAAAGCGAGCGGUGGCCUACCUGCAGUCGUUGUACGCAACCAUCGGAUCGAAGGGGCUGAAGCUCCUAGUGGCCUGGAGCGUACUUCGCAACUACGCCGGAUACGCAGACGAGUCGGUGGCUACUUUCCUCUAUGGCAACUACGAGCAAGAGUGCCUGACGCGAGUAGACAGACUCAUGCCAGUGGCCCUUCACGCCGAGCCACUGUUUGCGGUGGCACCUGCCGAGUCAGUGCGAGCGGCGUACGAAAUUGCGGCCAACGUCAGGGAAGGAGCUAAGACAAUGUUCGCCGACUCUGUGUGGCUCGACAGCCGUGCCAGAGCGGUAGCCCUCAGCAAGCUUUCCCGCAUGGUCUUCCACAUGGGCUACCCGGACGGCCAGGACUCGCCGGCUGCCCUGGACUCAUACUACGAUGACCUCGCUUACCCGUCGGGACCGUUCUUCACUGCGUGGCUGGACGCUUCGCGGCAGCACUUUCGCAAGCUGCUCGACAAGAGCACGGGCCCGGUGUUCGUCGUGAACGAGGUCAACGCCUUUUAUGCCACAGGUGCCAACCAGAUCGUCGUGCCCGCGGCUUUUCUGCAGCGUCCACUGUUCGUGAGAGACGCGCCGGCCUCGUUCAACUACGGCAGCCUGGGUCACGUCAUCGGCCACGAGAUCAUGCACGCGUACGACGUGCACGGCAUCAACGUCGACGAGGAGGGGUUCGCGGUCUCCUGGAUGCUGCCUCCGUCGUUGGAGCGCUACGAGGACAGCGCCCGCUGCGUGCGGAAAGAGCACGACAGCGUCCUAGCCUGGCGCUCCAUGGUUUUGGUGGACGACCUGGACUCGGAGAACAUCGCCGACUUCGCGGGCGCCCGCGCAGCUUACCGGGCCUUCCGCAGUCUCUCGGGAAGCGUGAGGUUCGUCCGAGUGCCGGGACCAUUUUAUCCGGAGCAGCUCUUCUUUAUCGGCUUUUGCCUCAAGUGGUGCGAUAGCCACUUCUACCGCAAGAGCAGGGGCAGGUACGCACCGGGGUACGCGAGAUGCGUGGUGCCCCUCCGCAACAUGCGCGAGUUCGCCGAGGCGUUCCACUGCGAGCGCAACGCGCGCAUGAACCCGGAGAGCAAGUGCUCCUUUUGGUGA